GAUCUUGUCAUGCCCGGGCAUACAGUGUGACGCGUAUAUGUGUAUACAGCCAUCGAAAGUCACCAGUUAUAGUGUCACAAGUCACUGGAUGAGAGAGCCAUAGGAGCUGGAAAUCUGCGAGAAGAUAUCAGCUAAACGGCAAACCAGUCAGUGACGAUGUCUCCGUCAGCCAAGAACGAGAAAAGUCAAGGAGGAAACACUUGGCUCAGAAUUCUGCUCGUAACUGGGGUUCUUCUUGGAUGCUACAUGGCGUAUAGAGGGUUCUCCACCGAAAAAUCAACAGAGCCUGAGGUGGAAACCAAGCGGGAAGAACCAAGCGGCGAGACGAAACCCGAAACACAAGAAACACAAGACUCUGAACCGAAAGAGGAAGAAGAAAGUAACCCGGAAGCAGACUCCGAUAACCCGGAAGAGCAUAAUAUGGACGAGGUAGGAGGAGAUAGCGAUGAGUUUCAAGGAAGUGACGUUGACGUUGACGUUGACGAUGAUGGUGAUGAUGACAAUGAUGAUGAUGAUGACGUAGCCAAUGGAGAGUGAGGAGUUAGUAAGCUUUAGGGUUUCCAGUUUAAAAAAAUAAUCGUUUUAGCUGGCCUCGCUUCUGGCAAAGCUCAUGGAUGAUUUGUAUGUGGUGUUCAACUGCCAAUUGUGUAAGACAGAAAUGACUGGUACGUUUCAAACGCUUUGGAUUUUAAUUUCACUAUUCCAUCAGUAUAUGAAAUUAUUGGGGGCAAAACCUGAAUGAGAUAUCUGUCUCGAUUGUGACAUAAUAUGGUCAAGUCUCGCCCGCAGAGUUGAGAAACGAAAGAUUUAGACAAACCGCAAAAGUCCCUUUUUUGGAUACAUUAAAGUUUGUGGCAACAAAUUUCCACACAGAUUGAUUAAAGUUAUCAGGUGUCAGGAAGCGUCGUACGUGGUUUGUUGUAACACCUCACAUGAAGUAAAGAGAUAUAUUUUAGACGUUAGUAUAAUACAUGUGUCGCCUUACAUCAUUUCGUUAUACUUGCCGCACAAUAUGCCACCAUUCUUUCAGUUGCCAGUGAAACAGAGGAAGUAGAAAAUGUUUGUUUUAAGUUAUACAUGAAGUAAUUUUUGCAUUGUAAACAUAGAUGCCUGUAAACAUAUAGAUGUGAACAAAAUAGCUCAGUCAGAUGAAUUUUUCUCUCCAUCUUUUAGCAUUCUUCUAAUCAGCACCCUGGAGGAUGUGUUUGGUGUUGGAAAUACGGAAUUAGUUUACCCAUAGUUGAUAACUGUGGCAGAGGUCAUUAACCCUAUCCAAAGUAAAAUGACCAGAGGCGUUAUUUCAUUGGCUACGUGUGAUCAUUCGCCAGAUACCAGGAAUCCCUGUGUCACUUUGACUCAUUGUGUAAGAUUUAAUCAUUGCUUUCAUCGGUAUUAUUGCUGCAUUUUUUCAUCUGUAUUAUUAUUGCAAUGUAUAAGAGUUUCAUUCGUUAGGUGUAUUCUUCAAACCUGUGUAGGCUUACAAUAAUUUGUCAUAUAUUUGUCCAGUAUAUACGUAAAACUGACAUGGCCAAAAAUUAAGUAAAAAUCUUGUGACUAACAGCAUUGGUUUGGGAAUAAAAUUAUUUGCACAUUA
Molecule: messenger RNA, 1594 nt
Organism: Liolophura sinensis
Lineage: Eukaryota; Metazoa; Mollusca; Polyplacophora; Chitonida; Chitonidae
Product: glutamic acid-rich protein-like
Exons: 2
Coding region: 157-537 (126 amino acids)
Source: RefSeq, a predicted model, not a curated record